AUGAGAUUGGACUUUUCUCACCUGCCCGGCGAACUGUCUAGUAGGCCUGGCGACUGUGAUAUCACUUGCACCGACGAACGCCGCGAGAUGGGCAUCGAUGAGAUGGCCGCUGCAUUAGAGCGUGAAGCGAUUUUUCAUGAUCUUAUGGGCACAUCGCCGUCUUCUGUCGACGUGGCUGCUGAAGACGCCUCCAUGUCAUCAAUGCUACAGGCUGCCUCAUUAUCUGAGCGGAGAGAAGUAAAUGACUGA
Molecule: messenger RNA, 249 nt
Organism: Protopolystoma xenopodis
Lineage: Eukaryota; Metazoa; Platyhelminthes; Monogenea; Polystomatidea; Polystomatidae
Source: the annotation of a GenBank genome assembly